Loa loa (African eye worm) is the source of this 4937-nucleotide messenger RNA. RefSeq lists its product as hypothetical. NCBI's taxonomy places the organism in Eukaryota, Metazoa, Nematoda, Chromadorea, Rhabditida, Onchocercidae. The coding region runs from base 1 to 4449 and encodes 1482 amino acids. The transcript has 29 exons. The record is from RefSeq and is a predicted model, not a curated record.
AUGGAUCGAUAUGGUUUAUUUGAACAUAUUCGACGACGGAUUUUAAACGAUGAAAAUAAGGCAAACAAUUGGAAGAGCCAUGGAGUUGAGAAAGCUGCAAAUAAACCUCGGAAAUUUCGCAUAACACACCACGAAAUACCAUCUACGAAGAAUAAAUUUGAAAAGAACGUGUUACGAAAGGCACAAAAUAUCCGCAGUUCUGCUGCAUUUAAGCAAUGCUGUAGGAGAUUGAGCGGUCAUGAUGAUGAAAAUUUUGAAAUUAUUACUAAGCCAUAUAGCUCCAUGCCAUCAUUAUACACUUCGAAAAGCGUUUCCCGAGAUGAAAAGAACAGUUGUGAAAAAAGUAUGAGACGUCCUCGCAAUAGAUAUUUUUCUACCGGUACCUUCGAUUCUGGAAGCUGGGCAUGCAAGUCGUCACUAACAUCUGCAGAAGAACCUCAAGUAACAAAAACUAUAGUUGACGUAAAUGGGUUUCUACGGGAUAGUAAAAAGAAUCCACAUUUGUUGCGGUCUACAGUAUUGCGUACCAGCAAUAAAGUGGAUGAAAUUGAGAAAGGCAGAGUUGUACAGUCUCAAAUUCCGAUAGUAAAAUCCAGUGAUACUUCCGAUUGGUCAGCAAAAAGCAAUAUGAUAUCGCAACAUAUAAAUUCGAAUAUCGAUGAGUGUGGGCCUAGCAGUUCUUGUGACGAAAUCAAUGUUAAAAUUAAGCAAUCGUUUAGCACUCUGAAUAACUUGGAGAACGAUAUCGAUGAGGCAGCACGCUUUUUGCAAGCAUCAUUUUCAAAUCGACUGUCGAUUUCUUCACAAUUCGAAUGCGAUAAAAUGAUUGACGACCCCUCGUCCAAAGAAUAUAUUUUGGAAAAGCAUCCUUACAACGAUCAUAUCUUUCCUAAGCAGGAUGCCAAAGGUGUAACACACGGGGAAACAUUGGGCUCUCGGCUGGAAGCUAGCAUUACUUAUGGAAAACAUGUUACUGAAAUGAACCAACAUCUUCGGGAUGUUCGAGGUGCUUUUAAUAGCCAACUUUUAUUAUGCGGACGUGAAGUCGAUGAUGGAAGGAAUUCACCAUCAAACGAAAGAUGUUUUGGUCAGCAGAGCAGCUUUUAUUCAACCGUACAACAGCGCAUGAAUAAGGCGCUUCAGCAUAAUUCACUUUCCAAUAAUGUAUCUUUUUGUGUUAAAGUUGAGCGUAUAUCACAGUUGUACCGUAUGUAUAAGUCGUCUCAGUAUUUGCUGAAGGAACGAAAUGAUGAUGCAGUCGAUUUACCCGUAUCGUCGUUCUCAAAAACUGAUUCAUCCCAGGAUACUAAUGGUAAUGAUGAUGAGGAUGAUGGGAAAAAUGAAGUACGAAGUGCUGAAACUGAAGUUACACCAAAAACGACUGUACAACAAGCAGAGAAUUCUGAUAUGGAACUGAUCAGUGAAUCAUCGCCGACAGACUCUAUUCUGAAUGACGUUAAUCGGAAUGAUGAAGUCAAUAGUUCACCGACAUACUCAUCCCAGGAAUUAUUGAAGCGUGAGCAUUAUGUAAGUAACACUGUGAAGGCUCUUCGACAAUUCUACAGUGAUAGUGUAUUGUAUUUUGUUGAGCUUCGUAAACUGUAUUCUCAGCGAAAGGUUGAAGAUUUGUGGAAAUUGGCGAGUGAAGAAGAAAGAAUAAAAGCGGCAUGUUUGCUGCUGAAACGAAAAUACAUCGAUUCGGUUCACGGUGCGAUGCCCUUGAAGAAUUUGGUGGAUUAUCAUUUGCAUGAGACGGCUCGAAUACAGCUACUCAAUCUUGAUUUACAGAAACAUUUGACAUUAUUGAGAGGUAGGAAAAAGGAUUCGAAUUUCGAAAAAUUCCGCCGAUAUUCGGAGAAAGUGCUUCUUUUUACGAAGAAUUUCGAAAAAAAUAAUUUGGCGAAUGAGUUAGAGAGAUGGGAAUUGAAAUUAAGAACGCGUUCACGGGGCUUUAAAAUUGACGGGGAUCGUGCUGCCAACAUUGACAAUACUCAGGCUUUAUUUUCAAAUCCUCUUCGAGUUGUUCGAAAUAUCCACGAAGUGAAAGUACGAAAUCCUGCGAGUUAUAACAAGAACUUGCAACAGUUGCGUGAAGAGUUAAAAUGGAAAAGAAAAGAAGCAGAUUUCCUGAAGAGGACAUUUGAUGAGAGAGUGAUGCGCAAUGAUCAGAGGCACGUACUUAUUGAGGAAAACUCAUUGAGGGCACAAAUCAACGCUCAUGUACGUUACAUUACGGAAACGGAAAAAGAUAUUGCACAACUGAUUAAGUUGCAAAAUGGGAAUGAUAACAAUGAAAAAUCGACUGUUUUGCCGGGCUACCCAAUAUCACCUUCGAGACUUACUUCGAUGAAAGUUUCUGCAGAAAGAACGUUUUCGGAUGGAGAUGAGGAAAACUCAUUGAGGGCACAAAUCAACGCUCAUGUACGUUACAUUACGGAAACGGAAAAAGAUAUUGCACAACUGAUUAAGUUGCAAAAUGGGAAUGAUAACAAUGAAAAAUCGACUGUUUUGCCGGGCUACCCAAUAUCACCUUCGAGACUUACUUCGAUGAAAGUUUCUGCAGAAAGAACGUUUUCGGAUGGAGAGUUUUCGGAAGCUGAUAAAAGUAGAACGACUUCUAGUGCUGAUGGUUACACCAUAAACAAAUCCUGUAGUUCAGAAAGGGAUCAUAAAAAGGGAAAUAUAGAAAGCUCCCAAUUUUCGAAGCUUCUAUUAGAAGAGGAAUCAGGAACUGAUAGUGUUUCUGAAAAAUAUAAAAACCUUCACUCACCUGGAAGAACACGUGGUACAUGUUCUUUCAUCGGUUUAUCUUCGAGCAACACUUUAACACCUUCAGAACGCCUCAGUGAACGAUCUCUUAAAUCAAACUAUGUUGAAGGAAGUUGCAGUGCUUCGAAUGAAACGCCAUUAUCCAAAGACAAUAAGUUACCCUGCUCACAGAAUGUUCCAACAGUUCUAAAAGAUCCUGCUUCCUUAACUAUCCAUUCACCAGGAAGUAAUCAUUCUAGUGAAUUAAUAUUCGGCGAAACUGUAAAUUUCAAACAGGAUACUUCGAAAGAGGCAUUAUUGAUAUCAGUUGUUGGUCGGUCUGAUGUAAGUUAUUCCCAAGUUGAAGAACAGGAGCAGUUGGCUGUUCAAUCGAACGAUAUAAUCGAUGGAAAUGAGAUAGCUACGGAUCGAUGUAAUUUGCCUUCCAAUAUUGUUGAUGAACAGUUUUUUACACCAUUACCAUCUGAUAUCGAGACCGACAAUGAGGAAAAGGGUGAUGAUGAAAUCGAAAAGGAAGGAAUUACUUCACAAGAAUCAUCAUCAAGUUUCCAUACGACCGUUCCAUCACCUACUCCGGAUGUACAAAUGGACAAUAAAUUAGCACAAACGUCACUGCUUAGUCCACCUCCAAAAUCGAGGCAGUUUAAACUUACGGUCAGUCCGCUUUCCUCAUCAAGAAGUCCUACACCAACCAGAUAUGCGGCAUCGAUGCCACGUGAAGAUAGUUCUAGAAGUACCACAAAUAGUUCUCGCACAUCUAAGACAGCAUCGAAUCGUUGUAUAUCACCUUUAUCUGCUUCUAUACUUGAAUCUUUGUUAGAAGAUUCUUUGACAACUAUGCUGAAAUUGGAACACAGUCAAGCGUUUGGUAGUCAAACGCUUGUGCUUCAUGAAGAAGAUAAUAAAUGCGCCGCCAAUUCAGCCGCAAUAUCCACGGAUAACUCAUGGCAAAGCGAUCAAAGUUACGAUUUAAAUAGAAUUCCAAUGCCCGAAGAUCUAAUACCUGGCCUUGAUUUGAGUGGUGUAAAUAACGCAGAAGUAGAAGCAGUUACUGAUGAGAAUGAUUUUCCUUCGAACUUGGAGGACAGCUCUGCAAAAAUAAGGGAUGUUCGACAGAUCAAGUCACCAGAACCCGCACCAUCAUCACAGUUCAGAUAUUAUCUAGGUGAUGAAGAGUGGGUUAUCGCAGAAAUCCACUCAGUUAGUGAGAAGAUAUGGAAUUUGAUUAGUUCAAAACAGCCCUUAGAAGUACUGGUCAAUGACAAUCAAAGUGGGAUUGCAUCGCAGGAAGUACAAAUAAGGCAAAUGAUCGCGGAUCGAUGCUGUGAAAUUGCGCAACGUUGUUUCAAAGAUGUUGGUCGCAGUCGAUACAUGGGACUAACAAAUAUUAAUUGUUCCCGACCUCGAAAUCUGUUGCAUCUAAAAAGCAUGCUUCAGAAACAACUUUCCAAAUAUUACGAAAGCAGCAAACGGGAUGCAAAGGAAAAAAAGCGUUGGGAAUUAUUAUCACGUGGCUGUAAUUCCGAUAUCGAAAAUAUCGUUCUGGAAGAGCUUUAUGCGGAACAGGAUAGUUGGGAAGAUGCAUUGGAAAAUUAUGAAGAUGAAAUCAAAGCUGAGCUAGCUUCUGAAUUAUGGCAUGAGCAGUUAGAUGAAUCGUUAUCAGUUACCAUUAAUAUUUGAUGUUUACUAUUAGUACUUGCAUUCUAUAUGCAGAAAGUUUUACUUGUUUUCUGUAAGAAGAUUUCUUACUGUGAUCUUUUGGGUUGUUUGAUCUUUGGUUCUCUGCCAUUCAAUGUACUUAAAAAUGAACUUUUGAAGUUCAUGCUAUCCAGUAGUCAUCAAGUUAUCCUAUUUAAUCCAUUCCGAUCAAACUAUUACUGGUUUAUGUUAACUGAACUGAACUCAGCAAAUACAUAGUGACAUCACCCUGCUUGUUUCUGAUGUUGCCCACUGUAUUUUAACAUAUCAAAUCACGUUAUUACUGCAUCGCAAACAAGAUAUGUUUGUUGCGGAUAAUUUCGAAAACUUAUGAUGACAGUAAUGUUAUUGAAAAUAUUUCUAGCAUUUUGACGAGAGUUUCACUUUUUUUAAUCUUUUUUCGUCCUCUGUUUUUUUUUAUGCUCAUGAAUUGACAAUAUGUCAUAUCAAUAUUCACAUAUUAUUCAUAU